UCCACUUUGCGUUUCAAGUAUGAAGAACUUCUUAAGAUUUGGAAUAUUGCUUCUUCUAAAUAUUGACUAUUUUUUGUGUGUUUCUGAAAGAAAUGGAUAUAAACCACUAAUUGAACGAAAGAUGGUUGAAGGAUCGCCCGCAAGUACUUCCGAGUUCGCUUUUAUAGCAGCAAUAUUCCUGAAAAAUGAGUUUGUAGGUGCUUUUUCUUUAAUCAACUCACGCACAUUAAUAGGAGCAGCGAAAAUUAUAGAAAGCAAUGAUGUUCAUGAUUAUUAUGGAAGAAUUGGUAAUAAAAACAAAUAUGAAGGGACGAACUUGACGUUUACAAAAAAAUUUAUACAUCCAGAUCACGGUUUAGUAGGGAAUGUCCAUGAUAUUGCGCUUCUGAUUCUUCAAGAACCUGUCCAUAAUAUGCUCCCAAUUGAUCUACCUGGUAGUAACGAAAUGUUUACUAAUGGUUUGGUGAAGAUUGUCGGUUGGGAAACAAAAAAUUCCGAUCAUGAUACAAAUUUUCUUCAAGUAGCGGAAGCGAAUUUAAUGGAUCCACAAAGCGCUGCUCGUCAGUUUGGAAUGUCCAUAACUGGUGAAGAAAUUGUAGCAGUACCAUCUGAAGGAAAAGUAGUGAAAGGCGAAUAUGGCUCACCAUUGAUAUUCACAAAUAAAUCAGGAAAACAAAUUCUCAUUGGCAUUUUGACUAACCCAAGCAAUACUGACAAAGAACCAGAUAUUUACCUAUCAACCAGUGUUAAUAUUGAUUUUAUAAAUCGUUACCGCUGUGAAAAGGACUCAUGCGUUUAAGUAUAUAAUUAGAAUAUUGCAGAGACCUUUUCUAUUAAAAAGCUAUACGUAUCAAAUCUAAAUUGUAAUUGCAAUGAGCGUGUAUUUUUCGAGAAUAUAUCAAAAUAAUCAACGAUU
This is a messenger RNA of Centruroides sculpturatus (bark scorpion), 916 nucleotides long. RefSeq names its product transmembrane protease serine 6-like. The transcript has 7 exons. Bases 20 to 799 code for a protein of 259 amino acids. NCBI's taxonomy places the organism in Eukaryota, Metazoa, Arthropoda, Arachnida, Scorpiones, Buthidae. Gene Ontology annotation, biological process: proteolysis. The record is from RefSeq and is a predicted model, not a curated record. Gene Ontology annotation, molecular function: serine-type endopeptidase activity.